CGCCGUGCGGCGGGGGCGGGCGGCGCCGCGGCGCGGGAGCGGGGGCGGGGUGGCGCCGUCUGGCUCGGUUGGGCCGGGGCGGGAGCGCGGCGCGGGACGGCGGCCCUGCGGAGCUGCGGACGGCGGCCGGCAGAGUGCUUGUGAUUUUAUCUUUUUUUUCUGAACUUCACCUAUUUUUUCUGACUCUUGGAUGAUGGAUUAAUAAGAACACUGAAUUUCUUCGGCAUAUUUCAAGUUGGUGACUAUUGAAUUUUCACCCUAGUCCAGCAGCACUGCUGCUCACUUAAAUACAGAUGAAUGAAGACCCCAUUCGGGAAGACCCCUGGCCAGCGAUCCAGAGCUGAUGCAGGCCAUGCUGGUGUGUCUGCAAACAUGAUGAAGAAAAGGACGUCCCACAAAAAACAUCGGAGCAGUGUGGGGCCCAACAAGCCCGUCUCCCAGCCCCGGCGGAACAUCGUAGGCUGCAGGAUUCAGCAUGGGUGGAAGGAGGGGAAUGGCCCUGUCACCCAGUGGAAAGGAACCGUGCUGGACCAGGUGCCUGUAAAUCCUUCUUUGUACCUUAUAAAGUACGAUGGAUUUGACUGUGUUUAUGGACUGGAACUCAAUAAAGAUGAAAGAGUUUCUGCGCUUGAAGUACUCCCUGAUAGAGUUGCAACAUCACGAAUCAGCGACGCACACCUAGCAGACACGAUGAUCGGCAAGGCGGUGGAGCACAUGUUUGAGACUGAAGACGGUUCUAAAGACGAGUGGAGGGGCAUGGUGCUGGCGCGAGCACCAAUCAUGAACACAUGGUUUUACAUAACGUAUGAGAAAGAUCCUGUCUUGUACAUGUACCAGCUCUUAGACGAUUAUAAAGAAGGCGACCUUCGCAUUAUGCCCGAUUCUAAUGAUUCGCCUCCAGCAGAAAGGGAACCGGGAGAAGUUGUGGACAGCCUGGUAGGCAAACAAGUGGAAUAUGCCAAAGAAGACGGCUCUAAAAGGACUGGCAUGGUCAUCCAUCAAGUGGAAGCCAAACCGUCUGUCUACUUCAUCAAGUUUGAUGAUGAUUUCCAUAUCUAUGUCUACGAUUUGGUGAAAACAUCCUAGAUGUCAUCAUGAACUUGGCCAAAUUUGUGGAACUAUUAAAUGUAUAAUUUGUAGACAUAAAGACUUGAUUGCUUUCCAGUUUAAUGAAAGCUUAAAUGUCCCUGCGAACCCACAAUCUCUGCAGCAGAACUGGUUUUGUUCUGAGUAGUACAGAUUUAUGUGAACACAGAGCAUUUUGUGUCAGGAACUCCUUCCUCUUAAAAGAAGUCUGUCUGUUCGGAGGGGAGUUACAGGCAAGUUUGGUAAAGUUCAGCUGGUAUCAUACAUUUAAACUGACAGAUCUUCUCCAUCUCCCCCUUCACUCUGAUGAACUCUCUUACUCUGCUGCCACAAUGCAAGCAUAGUUUGGUAUUUUUGUUACUGCCUUUUUUGAGAUAUAUAUGUAUCUAUAUCUACCUAUCUAUAUAUCUGUGUGUAUACAUAUGUAAUAUAUCUAUACACACACACAAAUCUGUACUCACACACACGCACACGCACACACGUCAUUUGGCAGUCCUUUGUGGAUUGGGACAGAGUUUAAAUAAUUUUCUCCAGUUUAACAGGAGUGCUUGACCCAAGUCAGUCAUAUUUACUAUAUUACUGCUAUUUAUUUAAGAAGAAUUUGGGCACAUAAGGAUGGUCAGCUUGUUCUGAAAGCCAAGAUCAGAGCACGUUUUCAAUCUGGAGGCUUUAAACUGUAGGUCCAGAUAUGAAUCACUUGUGAAUAGAUACCGACCCACGUCAGAACUUAACAAAACAGAAAUCUGCAUUAAAGGCUGCCUGUAAUUAGAAACUUUGUAAAUUUUUUUUUUGUUUACUUCGUUUUAAUCAUCAAUACUUUUUUUUUUUAAAGCC
Messenger RNA from Sorex fumeus (smoky shrew), 1920 nucleotides. It is a transcript of the gene SPIN1, whose product is annotated as spindlin 1. Gene Ontology annotation, cellular component: nucleoplasm; cytosol. The coding region runs from base 298 to 1086 and encodes 262 amino acids. Gene Ontology annotation, biological process: gamete generation; regulation of DNA-templated transcription. Lineage: Eukaryota; Metazoa; Chordata; Mammalia; Eulipotyphla; Soricidae. The record is from RefSeq and is a predicted model, not a curated record. The transcript has 6 exons.